AUGAAUAUAUAGUAGUAUUAAAAGCAGGUGAAAAUGAAGCAAAACAAGCUCACACUCUUUCGCGCAUACACGAGCCGUCAUUUAUAAACCCCAAACACACACACACUCACUGCGUGCCGCAUUUCCCCCUUUCUCUCCGCAGCCGUCGACCGCCGUGCCGAGGAGUAAGAGAUAGUGGCGCGUGGAUUGUUUUCGUAUUGUUGAUCGCUGACUUAGGGUUUUUGAAAUUAAUUUUUAGACCAUUUUUUUUUUUAAUUUUAUUUUUUGGGGAUUUUUUUUGGGGGAUUUGAUGGCGUCGGAGGAUGUGAAGACGAGUGAAUCGGCGGUGUCGAAGAUUGUGAAUUUCGCGGAGGAGGCGAAGCUUGCGAAGGAAGAAAUCAAACCUACUAAACAUCAAGUUUACAGUAUUUGCAAAUCUCUGGUCGCCGGUGGUGUUGCUGGAGGAGUGUCACGAACUGCCGUAGCUCCUCUGGAGCGUCUAAAAAUUUUGCUUCAGGUUCAAAAUCCUCACAAUAUAAAAUAUAAUGGUACUGUUCAAGGCUUGAAGUACAUAUAUAGAACUGAGGGCUUAAGGGGGUUGUUCAAAGGCAACGGCACUAAUUGUGCUCGCAUUGUUCCAAAUUCAGCAGUAAAGUUCUUCAGCUACGAGCAAGCAUCCAAGGGUAUAUUAUACAUGUACCGGCAACAAACUGGCAAUGAGGAUGCUCAGCUGACUCCUCUACUACGUUUGGGGGCCGGAGCUUGUGCUGGAAUAAUUGCUAUGUCUGCUACAUACCCAAUGGAUAUGGUUCGAGGCAGACUUACUGUACAGACGGAUAAGUCUCCGUAUCAGUACAGAGGAAUGUUUCAUGCCUUAUCAACUGUGCUCCGCGAAGAGGGCUUUCGUGCACUAUACAAAGGCUGGCUUCCUUCUGUUAUUGGAGUCGUUCCUUAUGUAGGUCUCAACUUUGCUGUGUAUGAAUCUCUCAAGGAUUAUUUAAUCAAAUCUAAACCCUAUGGGAUUGUUGAAGAUAAUGAAUUGGGUGUUGUAACAAGGCUCGGAUGUGGUGCUGCAGCGGGAACAGUUGGGCAAACUAUCGCCUACCCUCUUGAUGUAAUUCGUAGAAGAAUGCAGAUGGUUGGUUGGAAUAAUGCUUCUUCAAUUAUCACUGGCGAUGGAAGAAGCAAAGCCCCCCUUGAAUAUACUGGCAUGGUCGAUGCUUUCAGGAAAACUGUCAGGCAUGAGGGCUUCAGAGCAUUGUACAAGGGCAUAGUCCCCAAUUCGGUCAAGGUUGUGCCAUCAAUAGCUAUUGCUUUUGUGACGUACGAACAAGUGAAGGAAUUGCUCGGGGUAGAGAUUAGAAUAUCUGACUGAAAGCAUGUGCACCGAGAGCUGUGACGUGUGCUCGUUGUGUGUAUUUUUUGUCUGAGGAGAGGAAGAACAAAUUAAUGUUAAAAACACUCUUGUGCAUAGAGUUGGAGACUCUGUUCUAACCUGUGUUCAUACAUAUGUUUCUUCACCUAUUUAUAUGUUUCGUUAUGGGUUCGUUCACCGUUAGCUGCUCCAGUAGAAAUGCUGUCUUAAUAAAGUAGUAGCAAAGAAUGAUGCAAUAAUAGCUUUUCGAUAUUUUUUCUUUUUAAUUUUUAAAUCCAGGUUUGCUUGUUAAGUUAACUAGCUUUCGUAUGGCUUUUUAUUGUCAGCGGACAAAACCUCCCCGGUUUUUGGAUGAAUCUUUUUCUAUGCCAUAUUUGGAAACAAUUGUGCUUA
Messenger RNA from Erythranthe guttata (spotted monkey flower), 1747 nucleotides. It is a transcript of the gene ADNT1, whose product is annotated as adenine nucleotide transporter 1. The record is from RefSeq and is a predicted model, not a curated record. Gene Ontology annotation, biological process: transmembrane transport. NCBI's taxonomy places the organism in Eukaryota, Viridiplantae, Streptophyta, Magnoliopsida, Lamiales, Phrymaceae.